Molecule: messenger RNA, 2517 nt
Organism: Puntigrus tetrazona (Sumatra barb)
Lineage: Eukaryota; Metazoa; Chordata; Actinopteri; Cypriniformes; Cyprinidae
Gene: nup50
Product: nucleoporin 50
Exons: 8
Coding region: 167-1513 (448 amino acids)
Biological process (GO): protein import into nucleus
Cellular component (GO): nuclear pore
Source: RefSeq, a predicted model, not a curated record
UACGCUGCUCUGCGCACAUGCGCAGUGAGAGACGCGUUUGUAAGAUGGCGGUGUGAGCGCGCGGCCUUCUUCUGUAUGCGCGAGAUUCCCGCGGUCAUCAUUCAAACAUUUGAUACAGUGUGUGUGGCGCGAACGGUUGGCGGGAGACAGUGAGAGCUGAGCUGUGAUGGCCAAGCGGAUUGCUGAAAAAGAGUUGACGGACAGGAACUGGGAUCAGGAAGAUGAAGGCGAGGAGGCAGGAACAUUUUCAAUUGCGAGUGAAGAUGUGAUGAAAAAUCGCGCCAUCAAGAAAGCCAGGCGUCGUAACGUAGGAGCGGAGGGAGAGAGUGGUGGGGCUUUCAAAGAGUUUAAGGGGUUCUCUCUGACCCCGACCGCAGGGACCUCGUCGUUCUCGGGCUUUGGUAAUGGUGCUGGUUUCAAACCUAUGUCCACCUUGACCAAUGGCAGCGUAGCGUCGGUGGCCCCAUCCUUUACUGGUUUCAAUGUUCCAACAUCUGCUAAAACUAAUAGCGGUCCCUUAACGUUCAACAGCUCCACCCCCUCCAAACCCACAGACGGUGAUGUCACCUCUAAUGGCUCCACCCCCAGCAGUAAAGAAUACAACCGCCAGCUCACUGCACUAAACUGCUCCGUACGCGACUGGAUCACCAAGCAUGUCAAUGACAACCCCCUGUGUGACCUCAACCCCAUCUUCCGUGACUACGAGAGACACCUGGCCAGCAUCGAAAAGAAAUACGGCAUCGGUGCGGAGAGCACGUCGUUCGGAGGGGAGCAGAAGCAGCUUCUGACUAGCGGAACAGCUGCUUCUGUUUCCGGCACGAGUGCUGCCGUGACUGCGUCUGUCAGUGGUGCAGCACCACAGCUCUUUUCAUUUAAAGACAAGGAUGCUGCUGCAGCAGACAAACCUACAGUCGCGGCUCCUCCCGGCGUCUCCUUUAAUUUCGGCCAGAAGGUAGACUGCUCUGUGCUUGGCGCGCUUGCUUCCAGCGGAGCACCGUCGUUCUCGUUUUCUUCCUCUUCAGGCGUGUCUGUGUUCGGAACGGCGGCCAGUAGUGUCAGUCCUGCCAUGCCAUCAUCCUCUGUGAAUGCGGCCAGCAACAGCCAGACUGCAGAUGAGAAUGGGGAGGAAUCAGAGGAGCCGCCUGUUCCUGUGGUAAAAGAGAUUAAGGAGAAAGACGCCUUCUACUCCAAAAAGUGUAAGUUGUUUUAUAAGAAAGACGGAGAGUUUAAGGAGAAGGGGGUCGGAACACUGCAUCUGAAGAUGGUGGCUGAGAGCAAACUUCAGCUUUUAGUGCGAGCCGACACCAACCUGGGGAACAUCUUGUUGAACAUCAUGGUGCCCUCUACCAUGCCCUGCUCACGAACUGGCAAAAACAACGUGAUGGUGGUGUGCGUGCCAAACCCUCCGGUGGACGACAAGAACCCCGGCACUCCUGUCCCGGUGCUCAUACGCGUGAAAACGGCAGAGGACGCAGAUGAGCUGCAUCAAAUCCUGCAAGAAAAAAAAGCCUAAAGCGGCAUCCACCCCCCCACUCAUAUGUGUUUGACUGAACGUGGCUCGUACGACUCCAGUAACACAACACGACACACACAUCUGAUCUAGAACUGUUUGUCUACGUCCUGUAAAUCGUCUAGAAGAGUGACGGAAACCAAUCGGUUCGCCUACUGUGAAAUCACUCGCGGUCCUACUGUAAACGCUGCUCAUCGUAUCAGAGAUGCUUGAGAAGUCGAGCGAUAACGAGGAAGGCCACAUUUCGUUAUAGCAAAGACACGAGUCUGGAUUCAUCAACAUUCCUUUGAGUUUUAUUUUAGCUGCUAUACAAGGAAUUCUUCAAGGUUUAGAUGGAGCAGACUGUUUUACAAAAAUCAUUUUGUCGAUUUAAUUUUAAAUUCUUUGACUUGAGUAUGGAGAUGUGUACGGUUUUCCGUGCUUGCAGGAGAGGUUGUUUAGAGGUCAGUAUUACAUCGAAGAUCUUGAAAUAUAAUUUUUUUUUUUUUUUUUCCCCAAAAUCCGAAAAUUUCCUCUGCUCUAAUUAAAAGUACUGUUCGAGAAAUAAGUGAUCAGAUAGACUUGGUUAUUUUUUUUUAUAUACACACACAGCUCAUUUUUUUCUCUCAGUACUUUCUGUGAUGGUAUUUAUUUUGGAUUAUGGCAUGUGUGGAUGUUGUGUUCUGUACAUUGAAUGAUACGAUGUAUGUUAACCACAGACCCGCUGAGGUGUAAAAACGAAUGCUUUAUGGCAAUCUGUUCUGAAAGUUAUCUCUGGAAGUUUUUUUUAUUAUUAUUCUUUCCCCUGUAAGUGGCCUUUUUACUGCCUUACAUGAUGAGGUAUGUGUUUUAAGUGUUGAGCAGCACUAGAUCUACCUUGCAUUCAUUUACUGGUGAAUAAAUCAAAAGAACCUGAUGCGAUUGGUUUCAUUUGCAGCACACGCAUGAUGUAAAUCACUUUUUGUUUUGUACAAAUGGUUAUCCUACUUAUUGAAUUUUAAAGAUUAAAAAUAGUGUUAUAAUUGACA